AUGGCGAGCUCCCAGCAGGGCCCAGACCCCGCUCUCGACUUUUUCAGCCCUCGGUUCGACCCCCUGAGGGCUCUGCAGGCCGAGGGGCUGCGUCCGCCGGUGCCUGGGGCCCGCCCCCAGGACAACGUCUUCCGCUGCCGCUUCUUGCUGCCGCCUGACCACCCAGACGCGUGGAACGAGGCGCGGCGGCCCGGCAAGAGCAAGGAGGCACAGGAGGCGGCGCAGCGGGAGAAGUUGCGGAUCUCCUACGUACACCAGAAGCAGGAGCGGCAGCAGGUGAGGACCAACCCUGUGGACCAGAUUGCGGAGCGCGUGCAGCAUGGCCCGCUGCUGCUGCUCAAGCGCUGGUACCAGCAGCGCAGCAGGGUGCGCGUCGUCACGCGGCAUGCUCGUGGCGUGCGCGGCAGCUCGGAAGGCUUGUUGGUGGCCUUUGACAAGCAUAUGAACCUGGUGCUGCGAGACGUGGAAGAGCAGUACACGGUACUGCUGCAGGUGCAGCGCGUGAAGCCGCCAGCGCCAGGCAGCAGCGGCCUGGAGCGCACGCGGUGGGUGCGGCAGCAGGAGCACCGCCGGCGGCAGCUGCGGCAGGUGUUUGUGCGGGGGGACAGCGUGGUGCUGGUGUCGGCGGGCCCCUCUCCUGCGGAAGCAGCAGCCGCAGCACAAUUCAGGCCUCAUGCACGUCAACGGCAGCAGGCAGCGCAGAAAUCGGGCAUCAGAUGA
Molecule: messenger RNA, 720 nt
Organism: Chlorella variabilis
Lineage: Eukaryota; Viridiplantae; Chlorophyta; Trebouxiophyceae; Chlorellales; Chlorellaceae
Exons: 5
Coding region: 1-720 (239 amino acids)
Biological process (GO): mRNA 3'-end processing by stem-loop binding and cleavage
Cellular component (GO): U7 snRNP
Molecular function (GO): U7 snRNA binding
Source: RefSeq, a predicted model, not a curated record